GUUUUCGUAUAACCUUUAAGAGUUGAAGCCGCGUACAAAAAGGCAUAUAUUUUAUACUGUAGCUAAUUAAGUCUUAAUUAGUUCCGUUUUACAUUAAUUUUGUAAUAGUUUACACCAAUUUUAGUGAAUAGUGAAAACUAUGAGAAAUUGGUUUUCUACGCUCUAUCCAUUUAGAAAGAAGAUCAAUGAAAAAUAUACGAUUUUCCAUGACCAAGUGGUCGGGCGUGGAUCCUUUGGGGUUGUAUGUGCAUGCAUAGAUAUGUCUUCUGGUGAGAAAUUGGCUUGCAAGAUUAUAUCUAAAAUAGGGUUGAGUGACGAAUAUGUUGAACGUGUGAGGAGAGAGAUUGCGAUCUUGAGGCAUUUAAAGAAUCAUUCAAACAUUCUCUGUAUAAAAGACAGUUGGGAAGAUGACGAUGCACUGCACAUUGUAACGGAGUUGUUGAAGGGGAAGACAUUAUUUGACUAUAUUGUAGAUAUGGUACCGCUAACGGAGAAAGAGGCUUCAACAAUUAUUAUGGCUCUUGUGGAAAUCAUUCAGGUGUUGCACAACAACGGGGUGAUACAUCGUGAUAUCAAACUUGAAAAUUUUAUGUUUGGUGGAAUCACUAAUAACAUUGCUACAUUAAAGGUCAUUGAUUUUGGGAUAUCUGUUUUCUACAAACCAGGUGAUACCUGUAAACUUAGUUCCUGCAGUCGAUACUAUGUGGCUCCGGAAGUUUUAAAAGACAAUGAUCAGGAUCCAAAGGUUGACAUUUGGGCCGCUGGGGUCAUACUCCACAUUCUUUUAUGUGGUAUACCUCCUUUCAUACAAGGUGAUCUAGAUGAAUUGCGUGAAGCAAUUAUUCGUGCUGAAGUUUGUUACGAGCGCCCUCCUUGGCCAGACGUUUCUAAUGAAGCUAAAGAUCUGGUAAAGAAGAUGCUUAAUCCAAAUCCAAGUGAACGACUUACCGCUGAUCAAGUUCUUAGUCAUCCAUGGCUACAAAGAGGAGGGCGUCGCUCAUUGUAUGAUCAAUCGAACAUGAAGGGAUUUUAUGCACAAGUUAAAAAAUGGUUAAGGUGGUGUUUGGAUCUACUUCUGGAAAUUGCUUCUACUCUUUCAGGGACCAGAAGCAAAUAUUGGAGUGUUUGAGUGAAAAUACAAAAGUUGUUUCUUAAUGCUCCGAAUUGCUCUUAGACACAGUUUUUUAGAAGUUGAAGAAGGUCAACUUCUAUAAAACGAAUUCUAAUUCUGAUUCUGUUUAAAAAAAAAAAAAGCAGAAUCAAUUUCAACCACUCCUAAGUAGAUAAAAUCAUGUUUGCGAUUGUGACAGUCAAGCAACCAAACGAGACUUAAAUGUACUCUGUAAUACUUAAUUUAAAAUAAAUACCA
Cuscuta epithymum is the source of this 1369-nucleotide messenger RNA. The record is from the annotation of a GenBank genome assembly. NCBI's taxonomy places the organism in Eukaryota, Viridiplantae, Streptophyta, Magnoliopsida, Solanales, Convolvulaceae.